UUCUCUUUCUGUGAUAAUCUUCUCUAUGACCUCUUCUUGUUGACUUUUCUCCUGGUGUUGGGCACAAAAAGGAAGGAUGCUGAAGAAUGGGUGCCCUCCUUUUGGCUUUUAGAACAUGGGCACUUGUGUAAAGAUGCAGCUGUGAUCCUCGGCUGUGUGUCUCACCGAAGGGACCUGAUGUUUUACAUUAUUGGUGGGGUCACGGUAUCUGUGGUAGCUUUCUUCUUCACCAUUAAGUUCCUCUUUGAGCUUGCCGCACGUAUAGUCAGCUUCCUUCAGCAUGAGGACCGGGAACGCCGAGGGGAGCGAACUAUUUAUGACUACGUGCGAGGCAACUACCUGGAUCCCCGGUCCUGCAAAAUCUCCUGGGAUUGGAAGGACCCCUAUGAGGUGGGCCAUAGCAUGGCCUUCCGAGUGCAUUUAUUCUAUAAAAAUGGGCAACCCUUCCCUGCUCACCGGCCUGUGGGACUGCGAGUUCACAUCUGCCAUGUGGAGCUAGCAAUUGAUAUUCCUGUAACCCAGGAAGUUCUUCAGGAGCCUAAUUCCAAUGUGGUGAAAGUGGCCUUCACUGUGCGCAGGGCUGGGAGAUAUGAGAUCUCUGUAAAACUCGGUGGCUUGAAUGUGGCCUACAGCCCCUACUACAAGGUGUUUCAGCCAGGAAUGGUGGUUCCUUCCAAAACCAAAAUUGUCUGCCAUUUCUCCACUCUGGUGCUGACCUGUGGGCAGCAGCACACUCUGCAGAUAGCUCCCAGAGAUGAGUAUGACAAUCCCACCAGCAAUUCUGUGUCCCUGAUAGAUGAGCACAACUACAGCCUCUCCAUCCAUGAGCUGGGUCCUCAAGAAGAAGAGAGCUCUGAUGUUGUUUUUGAGAAGUCUGUGGUGUCCAAUCGCCAGACUUGUGAAGUGUUCUUCCGACUCACCUUGCACUGUAGGGGGUGUUUCCAUGCCUGCAUCUCCUACCAGAACCAGCCCAUAAGCAAUGGUGAUUUUGACAUCAUUGUUUUAAGUGAGAAUGAAAAGAACAUUGUAGAACGCAAUGUGUCCACCUCAGGUGUCAGUAUUUACUUUGAAGCCUACCUUUAUGAUGCUCCCAGUUAUACCAACACACAGUGGCAGCUUCCACCAACGCACCUGAGCUCCUCCCAGCGCCGUCCUUCUACUGCAACCGAGGAUGAAGACGAAGAUUCUCCCUCUGACAGCCAAACCCCUGAGAAAGUGAAGAAACCUAAAAAAGUGUACUGCUAUGUGUCACCUAAGCAAUUCUCAGUGAAAGAAUUUUACCUGAAGAUCAUUCCAUGGCGCCUUUUCACCUUUAGAGUUUGUCCUGGCACAAAGUUUUCAUACCUUGGUCCUGACCCUGUGCACAAAUUACUGACACUGGUGGUGGAUGAUGGGAUCCAACCCCCUGUGGAGCUCAGCUGCAAGGAGAGGAACAUCUUGGCAGCCACUUUCAUUCGCUCUCUGCAUAAAAACAUAGGAGGUUCAGAGACCUUCCAGGACAAAGUGAACUUCUUUCAGCGAGAGCUGCGUCAGGUGCAUAUGAAAAGGCCUCAUUCCAAGGUCACACUGAAGGUCAGCCGUCACUGUCUGCUGGAGUCGUCUUUUAAAGCAACACGAAAUUUUUCUGUUUCUGACUGGAGCAAAAACUUUGAAGUGAUUUUUCAGGAUGAAGAAGCUCUGGACUGGGGAGGUCCACGCCGAGAGUGGUUUGAGCUCAUCUGUAAGGCGUUAUUUGAUACCACAAGUCAGCUCUUUACACGCUUUAGUGAUAACAACCAGGCCUUGGUGCAUCCAAAUCCAGGGCGUCCCACGUACUUGCGACUCAAAGUGUACGAGUUUGCAGGCCGCCUGGUAGGAAAAUGCCUUUAUGAGUCAUCCCUGGGAGGUGCUUACAAACAGCUGGUGCGAGCUCGCUUCACCCGAUCCUUCCUGGCUCAGAUCAUUGGACUUCGUAUGCAUUACAAGUAUUUUGAAACAGAUGACCCAGAAUUCUAUAAAUCCAAAGUUUGUUUCAUACUGAACAAUGAUGUGAGUGAGAUGGAUCUGGUCUUUGCUGAAGAGAAGUACAGCAAAACAGGACAGCUGGAGAAGGUGGUGGAACUGGUGGCAGGAGGGGCUCAAAUACCAGUAACCAAUGAAAACAAAAUCUUGUAUCUCAAUCUGCUUGCGCAGUACAGGCUGGCCAAUCAAGUUAGAGAGGAGGUGGAUCACUUCCUGAAAGGUCUUAAUGAGUUAGUUCCUGAAAACCUCUUGGCUAUUUUUGAUGAAAAUGAGCUUGAGUUGCUUAUGUGUGGUACUGGAGAUAUCAGUGUCUGUGACUUCAAGGCACAUGCUGUAGUCGUAGGAGGAUCUUGGCACUUCCGUGAGAAGGUUAUGAGGUGGUUUUGGACCGUGGUCUCCAGUUUCACGCAGGAAGAGCUGGCCAGGCUCUUACAGUUCACAACUGGUUCCUCCCAACUGCCCCCAGGAGGGUUUGCUGCACUUUGUCCAUCUUUCCAGAUCAUUGCAGCUCCAACUCACAGCACUUUGCCGACAGCCCACACUUGUUUUAACCAGCUGUGCCUCCCUACUUAUGAUUCCUAUGAGGAAGUGCACAAGAUGCUGCAGCUAGCUAUCAGCGAGGGUUGCGAGGGCUUUGGCAUGCUGUGAUUUCCCCUUUCCAGGAGACCACUUAUCCUCCUGGCGCUUCGUGGCAGGACCCAGGUGCAGUCCUCUGCUUUUUCUCCUUCCCUUCACACAGGGAAUGGAGGCAGAGCAAAGACUCCAUGUAAAGGAAUUUGUCAUCCAGAAGAUGUCACGUGGCCUUUCUGCAUCCCAGAUGUGUCAUCAAGAGCUCAUCUUUUCCCUUUCUCUCAUUCUCCCUUUGGUUCAGUGUGAAGCAGUAAAAGGACUGCGGUACAUGCAUCAAGGAGAUAUUGCACUUGAUUUCCAUGCACCCUGUAUACCCAUCCUUCUGUGGUAAGACGAAGUUCAUAAGCAGAAGUUAAAGUGAGAUGCAGGAGAUUUGCUGAGCUGCCUUUAUCGUAGCUCUCUGGGAGGAAGAGGGGAAACCAGCAUGGAGCUUUGCUGGAAACCUGGCUUGCAGGAGGCCUUGGUAACUUUCCAUGUCUUGGCUCAACUCCCCCAGUGAUGCUUCCCCAAUAGCUCAUCUAACUCUGACUCUUGGAGAGUAUAGGGUUGUUCAUCCUUUCAGCACCUGACCCAGAAGGGUUUCUGGUUCUCCUUCUCCCAUCUUGCUCUGGAUGCUGCUGUUGCUUGUGCCACAGAGAAAAAUGGGUAGUAUCCACUGUAGGAAGUAACCCAAAGGGGAGAACAGUCUCUUCGGAGCACAA
Molecule: messenger RNA, 3332 nt
Organism: Indicator indicator
Lineage: Eukaryota; Metazoa; Chordata; Aves; Piciformes; Indicatoridae
Gene: AREL1
Product: apoptosis resistant E3 ubiquitin protein ligase 1
Exons: 19
Coding region: 178-2649 (823 amino acids)
Biological process (GO): protein polyubiquitination; positive regulation of protein catabolic process; negative regulation of apoptotic process
Molecular function (GO): ubiquitin-protein transferase activity
Source: RefSeq, a predicted model, not a curated record